This is a messenger RNA of Dufourea novaeangliae, 2525 nucleotides long. RefSeq names its product eukaryotic translation initiation factor 3 subunit B (gene eIF3b). The record is from RefSeq and is a predicted model, not a curated record. Gene Ontology annotation, cellular component: eukaryotic translation initiation factor 3 complex. Bases 19 to 2127 code for a protein of 702 amino acids. Gene Ontology annotation, molecular function: RNA binding; translation initiation factor activity; translation initiation factor binding. NCBI's taxonomy places the organism in Eukaryota, Metazoa, Arthropoda, Insecta, Hymenoptera, Halictidae. The transcript is spliced from 11 exons. Gene Ontology annotation, biological process: translational initiation.
CGCUCAGAGGUUUCCAACAUGGCGAAGAAAACGUUGGCGGAUAAAACGCCUCAAAACGAAGAUUCCGUGAAAAAUAAUGAAGAUAUAUUGAACGACGAUGAAGAGCCAAAUUUUAGUGAUUCCGAAGGAUUUGUCGACGAUAUCACCGACGAAGAACUUCUAGGCGACAUAUUAAAGCAAAAACCCUCAGAGACAGAUGGAGUGGAAUCGGUGAUUGUUAUUGACGGAGUUCCUCAGGUUGAACCAGAAAGAUUGGAAAAACUUCAGUCUGUAAUUAGCAGAGUCUUAGGAAAAUUUGGCACAGUAGUAAACCAACAUUAUCCCAAACAUGAGAAUGGAUAUACAAAAGGGUAUAUAUUUCUAGAAUAUAAUAAUCCUCUGAAUGCCUUAACAGCUGCUCAAACUGUAAAUAAUUACAAAAUUGACAAACAACACACAUUUAAAGUAAAUUUGUUUACUGACUUCAAGAAAUUUAAAGAGAUCUCAGAGGAAUGGGAACCACCAAAACCACAACCAUUCAAAGCUGCCACAGAUUUACAUUAUUAUCUCUUAGAACCAGACGCUUAUGAUCAGUUUUGUGUUCUUUGCGGAAAUGGCCCCUCUGUCACUGUUCAGGUUUGGCAGAAUUCUGCCCCUGAAUCGACAUUACUCGAAGAACGUUCCCGUUGGACAGAGACUUAUGUUAAAUGGUCUCCUCUGGGAACAUAUUUGGCAACAUUUCACAAACCAGGUGUUGCAUUAUGGGGUGGCCCUCAGUUUUUGCAACAAGCAAAAUUCGGUCAGAAAGGUGUCGAAUGCAUUGAUUUCUCGCCUGGCGAACGUUACCUAGUAACUUAUACUCCUCGAACUGAUCUCGGCUCUGAUCAGAAGCGACUUGUAAUCUGGGAUAUUCUAACCGUUCAAGAAAAACGUUCGUUUCACGCGGACGGUUCUUCUGUGUGGCCGAUUUUCCGUUGGUCGCAUGAUGAUAAAUAUCUUGCUCGUAUGGGAGAAGAUAUUUUAAGUGUUUAUGAAACACCGUCGUUUGGAUUACUGGAUAAGAAGAGUAUAAAGAUCCCUGGAAUCAGAGAUUUUAGUUGGUCUCCAACAGACAACAUUCUUGCCUACUGGGUACCAGAAGAUAAAGAUGUUCCGGCUCGAGUUACUCUUCUUGAAAUUCCAAAUCGUAAUGAAAUACGUAACAAAAAUUUGUUUAACGUAGCCGACUGCAAGAUUUAUUGGCAAAAGUCAGGAGAUUAUCUUUGCGUGAAAGUAGAUCGUUUUGCCAAACGUAAGGAAAAGACGGAACAGAAGUACACGGGUAUGUCGUACAACUUUGAAAUCUUCCACAUGCGAGAAAAACAAAUUCCGGUAGACAGUGUAGAAAUAAAGGAACCAAUUCACGCGUUUGCCUGGGAACCUAUUGGAAGCAAAUUUGCUAUUAUUCAUGGAGAGAUUCCAAGCGUUAAUGUCAGUUUCUAUGAAGUGCGGUUUGGUCAUCAACCUGCUCUUUUAAAGAAAUUUGAGAAAAAAGCUUGCAACCACUUGUUCUGGUCACCGUCCGGACAAUUUAUUGUCCUCGCGGGAUUGACAACCAUGGCAGGAGCUUUGGAGUUUAUUGACACUAACGAUUUUACUAUUAUGAACUCAACUGACCAUUAUCAGACUUCAGACGUGGAAUGGGACCCUACCGGACGGUACGUUGUAACAGCCGUUUCUAGCUGGAAGACUGGGGUUGAUAAUGGAUAUUGGAUAUGGACGUUUCAAGGACGCAUCUUAAAGAGAGUGAAUCUUAACCAGUUUAAUCAGUUAUUAUGGCGACCGAGACCGCCGACGUUGUUGACGCUCGAACAAAUUAAAGAAAUCAAAAAGAACUUGAAGAAAUAUUCUGCUCAAUUCGAGAGCAAAGAUCGUAUGCGAUUAACACGUGCCUCGAAGGAAUUAAUUGAGAAACGAUGCGCAGCCAUGAAGUCAUUUGAAGAAUAUCGUUCGAAACGUAUCGAAGAGUAUAAUAACCAGAAGAAGCGACGUUUAGAAUUACGUAAAAAUAUUGAUACAGAUGAAUUAGAUUCUGAUUCGAAGAACGUAGAGGAGGAAGUAAUCGAAUUUUUCGUCAAGGAAGAGACAUUCGUUAUCGACGACAAAUAAAACUUUGUGGAAGAAAUUUUCCUGUCUGCCAUUUUUGGAAAUCUCUAGUGCAAAACCGAUUCAAUCAUUUGUGUAAAGUGUCAUCGAAACAAUAAUCUUCCGGAGUCACAAUAACUGUGACUCUCAAUAGUGGACAAUGACUAUUCUAAGUGGUUAUGAACAGUUUCUUUUAUAUUACUUUUGCACCCUAAUUGGAAUCGUUUCCGUCGCAAAGACAUUUGGUAUAAAACGUCGCAAUCAUAGUACCAUAAAGUUUUAUCACGUUCCAUACAGGAUAGUAUGUCAAUCAGAAAAUAAUUAUUACCAGUAUAACCACAGAAUAACGUACUUUUUAUUUAUCGAACCCAUAUUUGUUUGAUACAUUCAAUCGAUUUUAUUUAUAAUUGAAAGGGAGACUA